Molecule: messenger RNA, 3829 nt
Organism: Melanotaenia boesemani (Boeseman's rainbowfish)
Lineage: Eukaryota; Metazoa; Chordata; Actinopteri; Atheriniformes; Melanotaeniidae
Gene: dvl2
Product: dishevelled segment polarity protein 2
Exons: 15
Coding region: 356-2659 (767 amino acids)
Biological process (GO): canonical Wnt signaling pathway; intracellular signal transduction
Cellular component (GO): cytosol
Molecular function (GO): frizzled binding
Source: RefSeq, a predicted model, not a curated record
GUAGUGAAAAGUUUUUAGACCCCCUCCCCUGUAUGUUUUUGUUGGGGGAAAAGUUGGUAGUUAGAUCGUGUGUGAAUGUAGCGUGUCCCUCGGUUUUCGCCCCUCGGCAACAGGGGGAAUGCAAAUUUUUACUUUAGUAAAGUUGGAGAGCGAGCUCGUUUGCAGAGAUUUGGCGCUUUACGUCCUCUGUCUCGGACUAAAAAUCUCAGUGGCCAUCAACGUUUCACCUCUGCCGUCUCGUUAGCUACCUAGCUAGCUCCGCCGCUAGCUAACUCCCCUACAAAGUUAACGCUACCUCGCUUCUUUAGAGUGCAUUUCUUUUGUAAACUUCCAGGUUAUAUAUAUUAAAAACAGAAUGGCGGAAACCAAAAUAAUUUAUCAUAUCGACGAGGAGGAGACGCCGUACUUGGUGAAGAUACCCAUAGCUGCCGAAAACAUUACUUUACUGGAUUUUAAACAGGUUUUGAACAAGCCAAACUACAAAUUCUUCUUCAAGUCUAUGGACCAAGACUUUGGGGUGGUGAAGGAGGAGAUAUCCGAUGAUAGUGCCAAGUUGCCUUGUUUUAACGGCAGAGUGGUGUCAUGGUUGGUAUCUUCAGACACUCCAGCUGCAGAGCCCCCAGUGGCAGUUGUCCCCCCUGUGGAAACGACUAGUCAGCCUUCACCACCUCCGCCGCCUCUCCCACCCCCGCCUGCAGAGAGGACUGGAGGUAUUGGGGACUCCAGACCGCCCUCCUUCCAUCCCAAUGCUACAGGCAGCGUGGAGACUUUGGACGACCAGACAGAAACAGAGUCUGUAGUUUCCUUCAGGAGAGAGAGACCUCGGCACAGAGACAACAUGGAUCAGCACGGACCUCGUAUGAAUGGUCAGAGCCGCCUGGAGCGCCACCUGGCUGGUUAUGAGAGCUCCAGCACGGUGAUGAGCAGCGAGUUAGACACCACUAGUUUCUGUGACUCUGAAGACGAUGACACUAUGAGCAGGUUCAGCAGUGCGACUGAGCAGAGCACGGCCUCCAGGCUUCUUAAGCGGCAUCGUCGACGGCGGAAACAGCGGCCUCCACGUCUGGAGAGGGCCUCGUCCUUUAGCAGCGUGACAGAUUCCACAAUGUCCCUUAACAUCAUCACCGUCACUCUCAACAUGGAAAAAUACAACUUCCUGGGCAUCAGCAUUGUUGGCCAGAGCAAUGAAAGAGGGGAUGGAGGCAUCUACAUCGGCUCCAUCAUGAAGGGAGGAGCUGUGGCCGCAGACGGACGCAUUGAGCCUGGUGACAUGUUGCUGCAGGUGAACGACAUCAAUUUUGAGAACAUGAGUAAUGAUGAUGCAGUGCGAGUACUCAGAGAGAUUGUACACAAGCCUGGGCCUAUCAUCCUCACAGUGGCAAAGUGCUGGGACCCCUCUCCUCAGGGCUACUUUACUCUGCCCCGUAACGAACCAAUCCGGCCCAUCGACCCAGCCGCAUGGGUCAGUCACUCUGUGGCAAUGACCGGGGCUUAUCCACCUUAUCCUGGCAGCUCUUCACUCAGCACCAUCACCUCUUCUUCCUCUGUCACAGAGCCUGAACGUUUUGAUGAUUUUAAUCUGUCACUGCACUCCGACAUGGCAUCAGUUGCCAAAGCCAUGGCUUCCCCUGAGUCAGGUCUGGAGGUCAGGGAUCGCAUGUGGCUUAAAAUCACCAUCCCUAACGCCUUCCUCGGCUCAGAUGUAGUGGAGUGGCUGUUUCACCACAUUGAGGGAUUCCAGGACCGCCGAGAGGCCAGAAAAUACGCCAGCAACCUUCUGAAGGCCGGCUUCAUUCGGCACACCGUCAAUAAGAUCACCUUCUCUGAACAGUGCUACUAUGUGUUUGGAGACUUGAGCGACUGUGAGAACUACAUGGCCAAUCUAUCCCUGAAUGACAAUGAUGGUUCCAGUGGGGCUUCAGACCAGGACACCUUGGCCCCUCUUCCACUCCCUGGUGCCUCCCCAUGGCCCAUGAUGCACACCUUUCCCUAUCAGCCCUACCCCACACAUCCCUACUCCAGCCAGCCGCCACCCUACCACGAGCUCACCAGCUACAGCUACGCCCCUGGCAGCACCGGCAGCCAGCACAGUGAAGGGAGCCGAAGCAGCGGCUCAACAAGAAGCGAGGGUGAGCGACAUCGCAACAGUAAAGGCCCAGGCAACAACGUGGGUGGAGGAGAGAAAUCUCCCUCUGGUGGGGUUGGAGACGGUGGCGGUGCUGACUCACGCUCGGGCAGUGGCAGCGAAUCAGAAUACUCUACCCGCAGCAGCCUGAGACGCGGCCAUGGUUCAGCCGCCCCCAGUGAACAUAGCCACGCCUCCUCACAGCGCUCACAUCAUCACCGCUUGCCCCAGCCACCCCACAUGUCUCCCUACCCACCAGGUAUCCUGCCGUACAACCCCAUGAUGGUGAUGAUGGUACCCCAGCACCCACACCCAGCCAUGGCAGCUGCCCAUGCUCUUUCGCACACGCAACAGCUACCAGCAGUUUCCAUGCACCCGGCGCUGCCCCCGCCCCCUUCCUCCACUCCAGGGGGACCUCCAGGGGCUCCGCCCACUCGUGACCUGGGCUCAGUACCACCAGAGCUGACUGCAUCACGCCAGUCGUUCCACCUGGCCAUGGGCAACCCCAGCGAGUUCUUUGUGGAUGUCAUGUAGUUUUAGUGUCUCUGUGCUGAGUGACCAUUCAUGUGAAGUUAGUGCACGGUUCCCACUUGUCCUGACGAGCAUCUCCUGGUAGUUGGAGCUCACAAGUGUCUUUGGGUUAAGGGCACUUGCGACAAAUUUGGUAAAACAGGGUUUAAAAUGGCAAAAAAAAAUAAUAAUAAUAAUAAAAAUAAAAAAAUAGGAAAACACUAGAGCACAAUUGAUGUGGGAUCUGGUCUAGAUGUGCCUGCAAAAUCUAGUUCCUCAUCCAUAAAUCAAAAAACAGCAGUUUUUUUAGAUCUAUAUUCAGAAAGACUUUUUCUGCUUCAUUUCUCGGUACUAAUUGUUUUUAAUAAAAAAAGCAAAGCCUCUGUAUAAUAUUUAAAGUGCCCGUCAGAUCUCCUCUGCACUCCGCUUUCGUAAUCCCUAAAACUUCUAAACUUCUUUAGCAGUUGAAGCUGGUUUAUCUCAGAUCUGGUCGACCAGGACCUGCACAGGCCACAGUUUAACACUAGGGGGCGACAAAUACAUUGUGUACUUGAAAAGAAGACAGUCCCCCCAUCUACAUUUAUCUGCAUUAUAGUGCCACAUUGUUUAUCCACACAGGAGUAUAUUGAGUGCCUUACUCUUUUCUCUCUUUUAUUGGUCAUUUUUACACUCCAGGUACACAAAAUAAUACAUUUUGUUUCACAUUGUUUGACAAUGAACUUCUCUGUGUAUAUCUACUAUUCCUAUGUAAAGUGCAAGCUCUAAUGUGAAAAGAAAAUAGGUCCAAAAUUAUCAGGGGAACUUGUGUUUAGUAAUCACUGCCUAAGUCUAGUCAUCAAAUAAGUCUUGUUGUGAGGGGUAACCUGUAGUGUUUUUUAAACUGACUAAAGUUUGAUGGUACUAGUUGGUGAAAAGACAAAACACUGAAAGUGGUAUUUUUUGAUUACAUGCAGUGUAUAUCCUAACUGUGAUCCAAAUGUCCCAGCUACCAAUGCUUGUUUUUAUGUUACUGACUUGCAUUAUUCACCAGUUUAAUUUUUAUAUGAGUGACUAUAUAAAUCGUGUAUAAUCCAACUAUUAAGGUGCUAAAUGAGGAGUUGACAUUUCAGAAAGAAUGGCCUUGAUUGUGUCAAAUGAUUUCAUGUUGCCACCUUUGCUUGUGUAUUUGAGAAUAAAUUUGAUACUUACCAGUCA